Messenger RNA from Triticum turgidum subsp. durum (durum wheat), 375 nucleotides. Lineage: Eukaryota; Viridiplantae; Streptophyta; Magnoliopsida; Poales; Poaceae. The record is from the annotation of a GenBank genome assembly.
AUGGGCAACUGCCUGAACAAGGCGUCUACGCAGCAGCGGCGGCGCGGCCACGGCGAGAGGGUGGCGCCGGAGGUGAGGGAGGAGGAGGAGGAGCUCAGGAGCAUCGGCCAGGUGCUGCUGCAGGAGGAAGAGGAGGAGGAGGAGGUACCGGCGUCCGCGUCGCCGGCGGCCGGGAUGAAGGUGAAGGUGGUCCUGACGAGGGCGGAGCUGGAGUGGCUCAUGGCGCAGCUCAAGAGCGGCGAGCAGCGCCUCGAGGACGUCCUCCGCCAGAUGGGCAACGCCCGCGCCGACGACGACAAGCCGCCGCGCGCCGACGCCUGGCGCCCGCGCCUCGAGUGCAUCCUCGAGUGCCCCGAGCCUGCCGACGCCACCUAG